AUGUCUGAAGUGCCGGAGAUAGAAGCGAAAGAUAGCAAGUGCUUGAAAGAAUACGGUGGUGACGUUGGUUUCAGAUUUUGUGCGCCUCGGAUAUUUCCGACGUUUUGUUACACUCGCUGCCGUGAGAACAAGGGGGCUAAAGGCGGAAGAUGCCUUUGGGGAGAAGGCAGUGCGGUUAAAUGCUUAUGCGACUACUGCAGCGAUACGCCAUAA
Messenger RNA from Arabis nemorensis, 213 nucleotides. Lineage: Eukaryota; Viridiplantae; Streptophyta; Magnoliopsida; Brassicales; Brassicaceae. The record is from the annotation of a GenBank genome assembly.